Messenger RNA from Mycena citricolor, 3295 nucleotides. Lineage: Eukaryota; Fungi; Basidiomycota; Agaricomycetes; Agaricales; Mycenaceae. The record is from the annotation of a GenBank genome assembly.
CCCAAUCCCAGGUCCAAUCCCUGUCCACGUUCGUUCAGCGGUCCCCCUCCGAUCCCGAUCCCGACUCAGAGACAUGGACAACGAGAAAUCGGACGGCGCCAGCGCGAGCCACGUCGAGGACCACUCGCAGCAGCUGAGCGACGGCGUGUACCACCAGAGCCGGCUCGGCCCCAAGGCGACGCGGAAGCACUUUUUCUCGCCGCUCGACCGCUCGUACGCCGAGGCCGUCAACCUGGACGCGGAGGGCGUCGAGUUCGAUCAGGCUGAGGAGCGACGCGUCCGGCGCAAGAUCGACCGUGUCGUGUUGCCUCUGAUUGUGGCCAGUUACAUAUGUGCGUGCUCCUCGGUCUUUCUGGACUCGUUGAUUGAGCCCGUGCAGUCAACCAAUUCGACCGCACCAACAUGUGAGAUCUGUGAUCCUUGCAGGCGUUUUGGCAUUGACCAUAUCAGCGGAAACGCUCAUACGUUGACCGCUUUCAACAAGAACUUUUACGAACAACAACAAGUGGACGCUCGCGCUCAGCAUCUUCUACGUCGGAUACUGCCUCCUCGAGAUCCCCGCGAACAUUCUCCAGCGAUACAUCGGGGCCAAUCGGUUGUGAGCAUCCCUCAAGCCCACUCACGUGUCCGAGUCAUGAGCCGUGACCUCGAGCGCAGCUUCUUCCUCGCGCUCAACUUCUGGGGCAUCGCGUCGCUUUCGGUCGUUUAUGCCAAGGGGUACGCCGGACUCCUUGUGCUUCGGGUGCUCAUGGGCAUCGGAGAGGCGGGAUACUACGCUGGGAUGAUCUACUACUUGUCUUUCUGGUACAAGAAGCACGAGCUUGCUAUGCGCAUCAGUCUCUGCAUGACCGGCACACUUCCCGGGGCCAUUGGUGGUCUGCUCGCAUUUGGUCUCGUGCGUGCCAAGACAUCGUUGUUGGAGGGCUGGCAAUUCUUGUUCUUGAUCGAGGCUAUACCCACCAUCAUCAUGGCCUUCUCGAUCCUUCUGUUUCUGCCGUCGUUCCCCUUCUCGGCGUCAUUCUUGACCCCGCGCGAGCGUGCGAUUGCGCAGGCGCGGCUGAACCGGGACCACAAGCCCCAAUCGCACGGGGGGAUGACGGGCGUGGAGGGGCUCAAGGUGAUCAUGGCCGACCCCAACGCGUGGCUGUUCGUGCUGAUCUAUGCGAGCUUCAACGUGGGCGUGGCGACUGUUUCGUACUUUUUGCCCACGCUCAUCAAGAAUCUCGGCUUCACCGCUAUCAACGCCCAAGGGCUCACUGUCGCGCCGUACGCCGUGGGCUGGCUGAUGGUCGUCUUCCAAGCAUGGCACAGCGACCGGACCCACGAGCGCGGGUACCACAUCAUGGUCAGUUGCGCGGUGUCGUUCAUCGGCUACGUCAUCCUGGCGGGUGUGAUGAAGAAGAGCAUCGGCGCGGCCUACUUUGCGUUGUUCCUCGUCGUCGGCGCGAACUACAGUCUCUUCCCGCUCGUCAUGAGCUGGGCUGCGAACGUAUUCUCGCCGACAUCUAAACGGGGCGUCGGCACCGCGUUCAUCGUGUCGGUCUCCAACUGUGUUUCGAUAGCGUCGCCGCAGAUCUACUUUGACCCGGAGGACUCGUUCCGCAAAGGGCACGCAAUUUCUGCUGGGAUGCUGGCACUGGCGUUCCUCGCGACGUUGAUCCUGCGCACGCGCCUCUCGGCGCUCAACAAGCGGAACCGGGCGGUGCAGGCUGGAGCCGAGGCGAAGCAGGAACGGGGUGUGGACGAGGAGAUCUGGGACACGGAUCCCCGUCCAGGCAGCCGACGCUCACGAUGGGUGCAUGUGUACUCCCUUGUGGCCUCGCCUGAUCUGAUCCCGACUGGUGGUACGCGCCGUACAGCCACUGCUGGAAUGACAGCUGCUGUCCACAAGAUCUGUCAAACGCCCAUCAGCACGCCGCGUCUUCUCGUCCUCCACCUGCGCGCGUUGGGCCUCUCCGACCCGGCAGGCACGCAGAGAGAGAGAGAGAGCAUGGGUACUGUGAUCCGUGGAUGCGAACUUGCUCAUGGCGGCGAGAUCGUCCACUGGGCGACCCGCAUCAAGGCGGUGACAGUGACGGUGGCCUGGUCCGCCGCGUGCUUCCAAAUAUUGCGAGAAGGUGGCCUGGAGGCCGGGGCUCCGCGGUCGCUUCUUUCCUCCUCCUCCUCCUCCUCCACCCACCCUUCACUCGCCCCGAUGCACCGCUGGCUGUGCAUCCCGGCACUUUCACUGUCGUUACUGGUUUCGUUCGCUUAUGCCAGUGCCGCUGAUGCGUCUUUCACCGUCGACGACUUGAUUUCCCGAUUGGAUGGCAGGGGGGAAUCGGUGCGCGCGCUGCAUCCCUUGUUUCGCCUCGUAAUGCUCACCCGCAUCCCCGCACGCAGCGCCGUGGACAUUGGUACGCAUGAUUUCCGCAUCCUUCCAUCCGUCGCUGCCGCAUGCGGCUCAUGUCCUGCACAGAGCAUCCAGGCAGCGAACGAUUCGCAGGUGGCCGCCGACCUCGGCUCCUCCUCCAACGAGACGUCCUUCGACUGGACUGUCAAUGUCGAAGCAGGUCGGCGGUUUCUUCGUACCGGUUCGCUCGGAUCUGAAGGGCAGCGCUGCAGGUACCACGGUGAUCGUGCAAGUGCAGGACGCGACGGGCGCCGCGGCUCUGUCGCAGCCGGUCACGAUCGGCGCUGGGUCCGAGGAUUGUACUUUGGGGAACCUGGGCGGGAGUUUGAGUCUGCCGUCGACACCGCCGCGCAGGGGGCUCCGGCCACCGCCGGGAACGCGUCCCCGACCAGCGUCCUCGGACGGCCCACGGAGGCGACGACGAACGCUCCGCCGCCGGGAGCCGCACCCAGCCCCGCCCCCGGCCCCCCAAAUUCGACCGCUGGCCGAGCACCCGCGGGGACAUUGAGAGCCACCGCAGCAGCAGCAGCAUCGGGCCGCCCGACUCCCACCGAGUCCGUGUCUGGCUCUUCCCCAUCUUCAACAUCCUCGCCGUCGCCACCGUCGCCGCAACAACCCGAAAAGGCCGCCGCCGCCCCCUCCACGCACCUAGGGCUGAUCCUUGGGCUGUUGAUCCCAGGCCUCCUCGUGCUGGCGCUGCUCCUCGGCUUCAUCCUCGUGCGGCUGAGACGCCAGCGGCAGCGGCGCGCUGCAGACCUCGAGCGCGGGGCGUGGGUGUUCCAGCAGCCGCCGACGGUGAUGCAGGAGGUGUGGGUGCAGCGAGACGAGCCGCAGCAGCGGGGAUUGUACGAAAACGACGACGAGGACGUCAAGCGCCCCGGGCCCUACUCAUACUCGAUGUGA